Messenger RNA from Fusarium subglutinans, 1473 nucleotides. RefSeq names its product f-box domain protein. The coding region runs from base 1 to 1473 and encodes 490 amino acids. The transcript has a single exon. Lineage: Eukaryota; Fungi; Ascomycota; Sordariomycetes; Hypocreales; Nectriaceae. The record is from RefSeq and is a predicted model, not a curated record.
AUGACUGGCUGGUACUCACUGCCUCAAGAGAUUCGCAGCAUGAUCUUGGGAUGCGUCCUUGUUCAAGACCAUAUCGCGCCCUAUGCUCCCGUCUCAAUAGAAUGGCGCGAUGCCAUUGAGAAAAAGAUCUUUCGGCACCUUUGUAUCGAAACUUCCCUUUCGGACGCUCAUGGCAGCCCUCCAACGGUAUUUGCCAGACUUAGCAUGCUGCGUGAUCGACACAGACGACUCGUCAAACAUAUAUGGCUCAGCGUCGAAUUUACCCCAUGGGAUAUUUAUGGGAUGCGGAACGACGAGUCUUUUUGCAUUGGUGUUGCUAUAACACGGCUAUUCGAAGCCUUGAAGUACUGGCCGGCACAGAACGACUUGACGCUAGAGAUCAAUGUAUAUGAGCCUAAGUAUUCCUCGGAGGAGUGGUUCAGCGGGCAUCACAUUGGGGCUCCAGAAGAACAAGACGGAGAUAUGUCUCGUUUGUCCAAUUCUCAACUCCAGGGGUCUUCAAGGCCUCUAAAUAGCUCACUGCAGGGUUUAUUUGCGUCCUUGGCCUUCAAAGAGUGGCAUUUCCCCUUUGUCGAAGCUGUAACAACGUUUCUUCUUCCUCGACAGUGCCGACGUCAACUUGAACCAGACACUCUUGCCCGCAUACUCGAGCGACUUCCACGGCUAGAAGAGAUUUGCCUUGAGACUUGGGAUGUCUCAGAGUUUUAUAAGCCCGAUUACGUGCCUGACAGCUUUGGACGACACCUGUUCUUACAACCUGAUCACUUCAAGAAGGUCAAGUCGAUGACAGUUUUCCAAGAUCGCAGUGAGCACUUUAAUGCGGUAGUUCGUCACGAAAGAGCUCAACUCGGGCCCCUUUUCCAGCCCUUCCAGCCCUUAUUGCCCUUCCAGCCUUUCCAGCCUUUCCAGCCCUUCCAGCCCUUCCAGCCCUUACUCAGCCCAGAUCCAGAGCCGAAGCAUCGACCAGUGCUUGCUCGGGAAUUCGCUGAAGCAAGUCUUUCGCUUGAAAAUCUCUCCCUUUCCUUCAUCGUUGACGCCGUCGACUUCUUCGGCCACUGUCAAGAAGACUGGCUCUGGGCCGCCUUGCGUUCCCUUACGCUGACGUCCCGAGUUCUCACCUGUGACGGUGACUCUUUUGAGAUCGACGGGCUGUUACAAACUGCUGCGCAAAUGUUCAAGCGCAUGCCAAAGUUGGAGAGGCUCACAAUAUGGAACGGGGGGGCCAAUGAAGCAUGCGCCUUCACAUAUCACAAGCAGCAACACAAUGCUUCGGUGACGUGGCAGGCAAAGGGGUACAAAACUGAAUCCCGCAGUGUACAGUGCUUGGGAAAACUUGCAUCCUGGAUGCUUUCUCGGAGUCGAGGAAAAGGAUACUUGGUAUUUGAUUACUUCUCACGGCGCUGCUAUCAUGUGCCUGGGGUUAGAGCAUGUGGUAAGCGAAGUGUCGUUGAGACAGAUACAACUGGAGAAUAG